AUGGAGAAGUUCAAGUUCUGUGCAACUUCUCUUGGCGAUGACGAAAAAGAAGGAUGGACGUCUCUCCUCUCCUCUCCUCGGCAUCUGAGUCCGAGUCGUCCCAAGGAGCGUCUCUCCUCUCCUCUUCUCUCUCUGCUUUUUCUACGGUUUCAGAGCUCUCUAUCUCCAUCGAUAUUGGUCGAUGGCCCACCGAUCAUCUUCCCAUCCAACCUCCACGACCUUGAAUCCGACGGAUGUGAUGACAUCAUCCGCCUCUCCGUCGAACCCCCAAUUUCCAUCUCCUCCUUCUCCCCUUCCCAGCCCGAUGAAUUCAUCAAAGGUGUCGUCUUCAAUCUCUCCGACAAGGACCUAUUCUGCAUCGAAGAGCAAGACAUCUUCGAUCACAUCUAUUAUCUCGUCAAGGAUUUCUCACAUCUCAGCCCUAAUUUCAAGUUCAAUCUCGUCGAAAGUCUCCUAUCCAAUCUCAGUGUUCUCCUCCCCAAUUUCGAUUCACUCUCGCGGGCCACUUAUCCGGCCCAUUUUGAAGGCGAUAUGUUCCUGGACCGGCUUGCAUCCUACCGCAAUGCAUUCAAGAUCUACACGUUCUUUCUGCUUACGAACGUGAGGUCAAAGGAGUCUAAUCAACAUGCCAACAACAACCAGAAGGCAACGUCACGUAUUCGCAAGAAACAGUCCUCAAAUUCAUGGAAUUUGGAAUCACAGAGGUGUCGGAUUCUCAAUUUGAUUGCUAAUUCUCUAGAGAUCAACCUCGCAUUGCUUUUCGGAUCAUCGGCUCCAGAUGAGAAUUAUCUAUCAUUUGUUGUCAAACAUGCUUUCUCUAUGUUUGAGAAUCAAGCCUCGUUGAAGGAUGCUGACACGAAAGAUGCUCUAUGUUGCAUAAUUGGCACAUGCGCUACCAAAUACCACUACAUAGUGUAGACUUGUGCCUUGAUCUUACACC
Molecule: messenger RNA, 940 nt
Organism: Magnolia sinica
Lineage: Eukaryota; Viridiplantae; Streptophyta; Magnoliopsida; Magnoliales; Magnoliaceae
Product: condensin-1 complex subunit CAP-D2-like
Exons: 5
Coding region: 1-918 (305 amino acids)
Biological process (GO): mitotic chromosome condensation; meiotic chromosome condensation
Cellular component (GO): condensed chromosome, centromeric region
Molecular function (GO): histone binding
Source: RefSeq, a predicted model, not a curated record